Molecule: messenger RNA, 3172 nt
Organism: Daphnia carinata
Lineage: Eukaryota; Metazoa; Arthropoda; Branchiopoda; Diplostraca; Daphniidae
Gene: Dg
Product: dystroglycan 1-like
Exons: 6
Coding region: 194-3043 (949 amino acids)
Biological process (GO): nerve development; axon guidance; muscle attachment
Cellular component (GO): sarcolemma; dystrophin-associated glycoprotein complex; dystroglycan complex
Molecular function (GO): laminin binding; calcium ion binding
Source: RefSeq, a predicted model, not a curated record
CCACUACCCUACUCGGAUUGUCGCAGAAGGCAGAACCCUAACCAUAAAGUAGUUUUAGUCUGUAACUCAUCCGAAAUGGAUCGGUCGUGAUCGAAGAAGGCAACUGAAAAGAAGCCAAAAAUUUUUGAAUUGGAUGUUGUAGCUGCUUAAAUAGUGUUGAAGUCUACUUUUAUCCAUUCAGCAGUUUGCUGAUAUGUCAGCUAAAAUGUAUGAUUUCUGGAUUAUCUUACUUCUGAGUGCCUCCUGCCCAGUCCUUGGCAGCUUCAAUAUGGAACCUGAACGAAACCCAGUUCUCCAGAGACUUGAUAUUCCAGCGCAGCUAAGCCAUCAUCACCAGGACCUACAAUUGCAAGAACAUAAGAAUAUUCCAGAUGUCACCAUAGAAGCCGGAAAACCUUUUGUUAUAAAUCUACCAUCACAGACAUCCAUGGCUGAGGUUACCGGACGUCAUGGUAAACCACUUCCACCUUGGAUGAUCUACGAUGCUACGACUCAUACUGUUCGUGGCCAACCAGCUUCUUCAGAUGCCGGUGAAUGGGAUGUUCGCGUCGAUGGCACUUCUAAGGAAGUGUUUACCAUUAGAGUGCGUCGACAGACUUUUGAUGACAAUGAUACAAAUGAAGGAUCAGGUGCACUCAUUGAAGAUUAUUCUGAACCGGACGAUUUCGAACCGGAAGGGGACGGCGAGACCAUUGCACCUGAGAAUCCAGUCAUACUAGCUCCGACGACACCACUUUUCAACGGUGCAUCCGUUGUCGCGACUCCAGUUAUGAAUACAAUUCCUAGCAUGUCAGUACAGACAACAAAAAAUAAAAACCUGACACACUCGGCUAGUAGUGGGACUGCUAGUGAACCCACCAAUCGACAGGUAGAACCGACUCCAGUUCAGGGAAUGGAAGGACCCACCGCACGUCUGCAGGACUACAGCAAUAGUUCAUUAUUUGACCCAAUUGAACCUACAUCGUCUGUAGAAGGAACUCCACCAUUGACGGAUGACUUGGACUUUUUGGGGCCAAAUUCAAUUGCAGAAUUUGACGAAGAACAUGGAAAGAGUGUGCCGAUUCCACCGGAAGUGACCAUGCGCUUACCUAGGAUUGCGGCCACAGCAGGCAAAGUGAUGCGUUAUGCAAUUCCAAUCGGGACAUUCUCUGACGUUGAAGAUGGGAACACUGCCAAUUUACACUUAGAAUUACUUUCUCAAGAUGGACAGCAGCUUGAAGAAAUAAUUUGGAUUGGAUUCAACUCAACCAAAAAAGAGAUCUACGGGUUACCUUUGGCCGAUGAUAUUGGAAAAUAUACGUUUUUGGUGCAAGCACGUAAUUCGGCUAACUUGACGGUCACGGAAUCAGUAGAGAUCCAAGUGCGUCAACAUCAAUCAGAAAGAGCGUUUAAUCACCACUACACGUUGCAGCUAGAACCCGAAUUUUCUUUGGAUGAAGAGACGUUACCUCAUGCUUACUGGAUGCUCAAAACAGUGGGUGGAUUAGCCAAAACAUUAGGUGGUGAAGAAGACUCAAUAGUUGUGCGGCGGAUAAAUGGCACCGUCAAGAAUGGACAUGCUUUUACAUUCACAUGGUCUAACGAUUCUCUGCCUCGCACACACUGCCCUGAAGACGAAAUUCAAGAACUGUUUGACCUGAUCUAUAAUCGUGAGUCUGAUGCUGUGACGGACCAGUUGGAUGUUGAAUUAGCUCCCCAACUAAGUGUUACAUUUGGAAGUGUUGAGCUUGAUGGCAUUUGUCAGCCUUUACCGACCAACCCUCCUCCUAGCAUUCCACAAAAAGAGACCAAAGCACCAAAAGAAAUGAAUCGCUCACCUUCAACACGCAACCAAGUGGACCACUUGAGUGCUGAAGUAGGUGUGCUUUUCCGUUACCAAGUACCAGCUGAUACAUUUCACGAUGAAGAGGAUGGCGAUACUCGUAUGAUGAAAUUGACUUUACAAAAUAUGAACCACAAACCAUUGGAUGCACGUUCCUGGCUCCAGUUUGACUCUCCUAAUCAAGAAUUUUACGGCUUGCCACUGGAUGGCGAUGUCGGCACCGAAGAGUAUCAGCUCUUGUGCACAGAUUCGUCAGGAGCUGUGGAAUCUGACGGACUAGUUGUGGCGGUUAAGGAAAGAUCGAAACUACCGGAAGACCAACCAUUAGUUGAAUUCUCUCUUACGAUUGACGACAAUUUCGACACAUUAAUGGGCAAAGCCAGUCGAAAAGUCCGAUUAAUUGAGGCUCUGGCCCAGAUAUUCGAUGAUCCGCUGACCAGCAACAUAAUCGUCCAAUCCUUUACUUCGGGCUCCACCAUGGUAACAUGGACCAACGCGACUUUAGUUGGCAAUGAAUGUCCGCCUAGCACGGUGAUAGUAAACCUUCGCCGAAUGCUAAUUGACAAUGAGGGCAAACUUACUCAAAGAUGCACCGACAUUCUCGUAGCCGCCGAUUUCCAACCUCUUUCUGCACAUGUGUCGCCGCUGGGCAACUGCGUCGGAGAGCUUACCCCAACUUUCGCCCCCGGUGUCGAUGAUGGAAAAACAGAAGGAGUCGAUGGACAGGCUACUGACGAUGUUUGGUCCGAUGAUUACCUUUUAACUUUCAUCGUCCCCGGCAUCAUUAUUACGGUGAUGCUUUUGCUUGCAGCUGUUAUUGCUUGUAUUUUGUACCGACGAAGACGGACGGGUAAAUUGGGUCUGGAAGAGAGACGCAGCUUCGUGUCUAAAGGUAUCCCAAUUAUCUUCGCCGAGGAACUUGAGGAGCGACCCAGCGGUCGCCAUCCGGCCAAAGCGCCUGUCAUUCUCAAGGAGGAGAAACCGUCCCAGCCGCCUGAUUACCAUAAGGUGCGCUCCUCUGCUAGCCCGUAUGCAUCGCACAAAGCAGCCGAGCAGCACGACUUGCUCCGUACGCCGUCAGACGAGGCGGAAGAGGAGCCAGACACUCUUUACCAACCGCCGCCGCCUUUGUCAGCCGGCCGCGAUUCCUCAUCGUCACGCUAUUCGCGACCCAAGGCCACUCCCGCCUAUAGAAAACCACCUCCUUAUGUUCCACCCUAAGGUUUCCUAAUCAGCUGCCAGAAUUCUAUAAUUGCUUCUUUUUCAAUUCUUCUAACAAUUUAGAUAGACUCUUACCAUUAAAACUAGAUUUUUUUUCCUGCUCCUUCAACCGAGCGUAUGUGUUACUCU